GUUUCUUCGCUCAUCUCCAACUUAGAAAGCCCUCUCCUUCCUAUGAUUAUAUCUCUUUCACCCUCGGCUCUCUCGUUAUUACGGUUAUACCACUCUGGUUAUGAUAGCCGUUGCUCAUCGGAGACCUGAGAGCCGCUGCUCUCCCUCAGCUCUCGGCUUCCCUCGCCUCCGUUUCUUUCGAUACAGGCGGUUGAGGUAGUCGGUGAUCGGUAAACGGUAACUGCUCGCGCUCUAACAGAAACAAAGAAUACUUGAUUUCCAUAUUUGUCCUUGAGUACAUAUCAUAUUUACCAAGAAUGCCGAGUCCGAAGAGCCAGCGCAGGGUGCAAGAGGAAAUCAAGAACAGGAGGGGCAGAUUUGGUUCGGAGAGAUCGUCGUCUUUUCACGGCCAAACGAUGGCCGCGACGUCUGCGGCGACGCCGCAGCUCCGACGGCCGAAGACGGUCCCAGAUAUGAUCAUGUACAGGACCGCAGUCGGAUCCACCACGCCGCUGAUGGCGUCGCCGGAGAUGCGGCCGAAGCUGACAAAGCUUCUGCUCAACGUGACGAUACAGGGCAGCGUCGGGGCCGUACAGGUGGUGAUGUCGCCGGAGUCGACGGUGGGUGAUCUGGUGGCGGCGGCCGUAAGGCAGUACGAGAAAGAGGGCCGCCGGCCAAUCUUCCCGUCCGUUGAUCCAUCACGGUUCGACCUCCAUUAUUCGCAGUUCAGUUUAGAAAGUUUGGAGAGGGCGGAGAAGCUGAUGGCGUUGGGGUCUCGCAACUUUUUCCUGUGCCCUAAGAAGUCGGCGGUAGACGGUGGAAGUUGCGGUGGUGGGAUAACGACGUCGUCGUGUUCGAAACAGGCGGAGAAAGCUUCAAAAACUGGGUUUUCUUGGCUCAAGUUUAUGGAUUCCCUGCUGUAAUCUGCAGAACCUAGUUCGGUGUCUGCUGAAAGUGAUUGAGUGACUGUGUACAUAGUUCAGGUAUGGGAAUAGUUGUUCUUGAAUUGUUUAGAAGCAGAUCAGGCAUUUCAUUUAGGGUUGCUUAUUUGUUAUUUACCCAGAAAAGGAGAUGAAAUGAAUAAGAUAGAUGAUUUUGGAGAGGGCUGUUCUCAACAUGUAAUUUUCAUUUUUCAAUAUUACAUAGUAAGAAUUGGAAUCUGUACA
Argentina anserina (silverweed cinquefoil) is the source of this 1145-nucleotide messenger RNA. RefSeq lists its product as uncharacterized. The record is from RefSeq and is a predicted model, not a curated record. The transcript has 2 exons. Bases 297 to 902 code for a protein of 201 amino acids. Lineage: Eukaryota; Viridiplantae; Streptophyta; Magnoliopsida; Rosales; Rosaceae.